UUGACAGGUGCCAGGACGGGUGCCAGGACCACCGGGUUGGCGGGGUUUCAUGGUUGAAACGCCCUGAUCUGCAGCCCUAAGUGGGAUUGACCCACUGGCCGACAGACAGUCUCAAAUUUGCGUUCGCAGCCGGAUGCAGGCCGCAGAGUCACAUCGUCAUCACUCCAUUGGAUCGCUGCCGACGCCAGUCCACCAUUGGCUCGAUGCUCAAACCACAAUUCCCAGAAUGGGGCUAAGUGUCAGGUUCCUGCGGCGCGACCGCUAAGCUCUUCCCUGCCUGCAGACACGAAACAGCCCAGCCCGCUCGGGUUCCCGUGCGUGUCGGACCCGACAUUUAUCUACCGGACGGAUGCCCUGGCCGGUUUCAUGUCCUGCCUUUCUUUUCGUCCUCAUCCCCGGGUCCUCCUCCCUCCCUGGUUCUUCUCUUCUCACACACCCUCUAUACCGACACCAUGCCUGGGGGCCUUCAUCCGCCGCUCUCCGUGAUGGAGUCGUGGCCUGCUCCCAACACUGUCGACCCGGAGUCCCAUGGCCCAGCCGCCACCAUUGUGUGUGCCGUGUUCGGCUCCAUCGCCGUCGUCAUCGUGGCCAUGCGUCUAUGGGCACGCUGUAUUAUCCAGCGACGGGGAGGAUUAGACGAUAUCAUCGUGGCAGUGGCCCUCAUCCCGCUCAUCGGCAUCAACAUCGCCGUUCCAAUCGGCUCCUCCGUCUACGGCGAAAUCCACCACACAUGGGACAACAGCCUAACGAAGCUCAUCGGCGAGCGCAAAGUAGCGAUCGGGGCGGAACUAUUCUACGUGCUCGCCUCCAGCCUGAUCAAAGUGUCUGUGCUGCUCUUCUACCGACGAAUGGGCCAACGAACGGUCUCCCCGCGCUUCCUCACCGUGAUCUGGAUCAGCAUCGCAUCGGUCAUAGCCUACAGCGUCGCCUUCUUCGUGGUGAUCUUCGUCUCGUGCCGACCCUUCCACGCCUUCUGGAUGGAGAUCGACCCCCUCUGGUCCGCCACCAACCCCUACACCUGCUACGACGAGGGCGCGCACCUGAUCGCCGCCACCGGCAUCAGCCUCACCCAGGACAUCAUCGCCACGACGCUCCCCGCCAUCCUGUGCUUCCGGCUGCAGAUGCCCCUGCGGCAGAAGCUCGCGCUGAAUGCCGUCUUCGCGCUCGGCUACCUGGCCGCGGUCAUCGCCGGCAUCCGCAUCUAUUUCGUCUGGCGCAUGUUCUACGAUACCUAUGAUGCCACCUGGGAGGCCUGGUAUUGUUGGAUUCUGGCCGCCUUGGAGAUUAAUAUCGCCGCGACUUGCUCGAGUUUGCCGGCCGUGAAGGUCUUCUUUCGGGAUAGUGUGCUUGUCGCCGUGAGGUCGUUGAGGCAUUCGCGCAGUGCCAGUCGGAGUAAUGGCUCCGGCAGUGUGCAGAAGAGGUCGGUGCAGGAUCGGGAUCGUGACCAUCGGGAGGGGGGCCGGUUGAGUGGGGAUACUGAUCGGUAUUUGUUGAAGGGGGUGAGUGCGACGGAGUUGAAGUCGUUUGCUCUUCCGAUCGGGCGUGGAGGGGGGGAUGACUCGGUUUAGAUGUUCUAGAUCAGUAGAUGGGAUUUGAG
This is a messenger RNA of Aspergillus heteromorphus CBS 117.55, 1597 nucleotides long. RefSeq lists its product as uncharacterized. NCBI's taxonomy places the organism in Eukaryota, Fungi, Ascomycota, Eurotiomycetes, Eurotiales, Aspergillaceae. The coding region runs from base 453 to 1568 and encodes 371 amino acids. The transcript is spliced from 3 exons. The record is from RefSeq and is a predicted model, not a curated record.